AUGCACACCUGGGUGUCUCGAGGUCCUCUUCACAAGCUGACCGUUGUGCCUGGCCCUUUUCUCUCCAAAGGCCUGACAGGCAGGCAUGAAGCAAGCUUGGAAGGGAAUCGGGAACAUGAGCCUUUGCUGAGAACUCGCCUUGCCUUCGUGAGCCUCUGGGCCCCUUUCUCCCAAGCUAGACUGGAGAAAAUUUUAAAGAGUGGAUUUUGCCAUCCGUGCCGCAAAGAAGAAACAGUGACUUUUGCCCUCUUAACGUCCAAAGAAAGGAAGGACAACACGGAGGUGUCCUGGAUCCCUCUGUGGGCCCUGAGCUGCUAG
Molecule: messenger RNA, 318 nt
Organism: Podarcis lilfordi (Lilford's wall lizard)
Lineage: Eukaryota; Metazoa; Chordata; Lepidosauria; Squamata; Lacertidae
Source: the annotation of a GenBank genome assembly